GAAGCGCUGCGUUUAGAUCGAACGUUUUGCACGUACCCAAUUAUAUUACAAAUAACACGGAAAAGAUUGACUUGCGCCCAGGUAAUAUAACGAGCGUAAGUUGGAUAUCUUUCCGCCCUCGCGCACCGGGCGGCCUAGCCUGCAUCUUUCUUGUUUUUGGCUCUCGCCUCAUUUUCCGCUCAGGCAAAAUACCUAAAAUCCCGUUCCUCGGUCUUUCUUUGCUCCCAAACCCACGGAAAUGCUUGCUACGCAGGCUACGGGCGCCCCAUUGAAUGAUUUAACAGUUGGAUAAAAGCUACGGGCUACGGGCUACGGGCUACGGGCCACGGGCCACGGCAGUUAAUCAUCACCCUGUGAUAAGCCGUUGAAUAUUCUUAAGAAGACUAAGAAGGAAGAAGAACAUUUAGGAGUUGUUUCUUACUUAUUUCUGACUUACUUGCUUGUUUCUUACUUGUUAUUAUUACUAUAAAACGCGAGAGAUCUGGGUUAAAUCGUAAGGCAUGAGUGGGUUUCCUGUGAGGUCCAGCACAGGACCUCGUAAUCAAAAUGGCUGCCGUGUUUGGUAUUAGCCGAGUUCUCUCAAGAGCAAAAGUGAUAUGCCCAGAAAAGGAAAUAAGAACACUGCUUACAUUUGGACAUCUUAGAAGAUGUAUGUCCUCACUUGUAAAUGUUGAAAAGCAAGGGAGCAUAGCCAUUUUGGAGCUCAACAGAAAACCUGUCAACAGCUUCAGUAUGGAGUUUUUACAAGAAAUCAACUCUAACCUGAAUGAGUUAGAAAAUGACCAAGAUUGUCAAGGACUCAUUAUCACUUCAGGCCUUCCAAAAGUGUUCUCUGCUGGUCUAGACCUUGUGAAAGAAGUUUAUCAGCCAGAUGUGAAGCGUCUUGCUUCUUUUUGGAGCUGUUUCCAGGAAAUGUGGCUCCGCCUCUAUGGCUCAAGACUAGCCACCAUGGCAGCUAUAAAUGGACAUGCCCUAGCAGGAGGCUGUGUAGUGGGUUUGGCAUGUGAUUAUCGUGUCAUGGCUGAGGAAUUUCGAAUUGGAAUGAUAGAGAUUGAGGCAGGCCUCCCACCACCAUUUUGGGUUGCUGGCAAUAUGGCAAAUGUUGUUGGGCAAAGUAAUGCAGAGCAGGCAAUUCUGAGUAACCAGAGAUAUUCUGCUGAGGAAGCCUUAUCCAUCGGCUUGGUGGACAAAGUUUUGCCAAAAGAUAAAGUCAUGGAAGAGACAAAAUCAGAAAUGGAGAAAUGGGUCAUGUAUUCUGGAAGGGCCAGAGAAUUAACGAAAAAGAUCAUGCGCAAACAGUUUAUUGAGGCGUUGGAGGAUACGAGGGAAGAGGACAUCAAGAACUUUGUUGAUUGCAUUCUCGAUGAAGAUGUACAGAAAGCAAUUGGAAUGCAAAUCGAAAAACUCUCCAAAAAGUAAUAGAUAAGGCAAAACAUGCAAGUGAAAUUUGCGAAUUUUGGUACUUAUAACAGUCUUAUGCAAUUUACAACAAUCUAAUUUGGCACAGGUAAUCGUAUGAAUGCGACUGCAAUUAAGGAUUUAUACUACUCAUGAUAUUUGAAAAUUCUCUCAAAUUUGCAUUCGCCUGAAGGCGAGUGCAAGUUGAAAGAAUUUUCAAAUAUCACGAGCAGUGAAAAUCCUUAAUUGCUCGAGCUGUCACACGAUUACUCAUUUAUUAUUUGAGUGAGAAAAGUGCGAAGGCGUGAGCGUUAAUUUGCGCUGCAGUGCAAAUUUAAAAUUAACGGUAAAUUGGUCUGCCCUCAGCCAAUCACAAUGAAGUAAUUUUCUCAGUCAUAUAAUAAACGCCAUAAUCUACUUACUGUGUGAGCUUUGAUGCUCUGUUUUAUUUACGUUUCACUCUGCAGGUUUAAUUUGGAUGGUUUUAUAUACAAAGCAGCUAUUAUGAAACAAGACGUUUAUAAGGAAGUUUAAAACUGCGCUGUAAAAUUUAAAAGUAAAUUACCUUGAAUCGAUAGAAAUCAGUUCUUCAGGCAAAACCAGAAGAAGCAACUGCAUGCAUUUUUUUGUGAAAUGUUAGUCGAGGGAACAGGCAAAAACCUUGUCUUAUUCACCUCAAAAUUAAUCUCAUAGAAGUGACGGGAGCGCUGAUUAAAAACACUGACGUUUAUAA
This is a messenger RNA of Orbicella faveolata, 2131 nucleotides long. RefSeq names its product enoyl-CoA delta isomerase 1, mitochondrial-like. The record is from RefSeq and is a predicted model, not a curated record. Gene Ontology annotation, cellular component: mitochondrion. Gene Ontology annotation, molecular function: catalytic activity. Gene Ontology annotation, biological process: fatty acid beta-oxidation. Lineage: Eukaryota; Metazoa; Cnidaria; Anthozoa; Scleractinia; Merulinidae.